Molecule: messenger RNA, 11970 nt
Organism: Fusarium venenatum
Lineage: Eukaryota; Fungi; Ascomycota; Sordariomycetes; Hypocreales; Nectriaceae
Biological process (GO): protein polyubiquitination
Cellular component (GO): cytoplasm
Molecular function (GO): ubiquitin protein ligase activity
Source: RefSeq, a predicted model, not a curated record
AUGGGGAAGAUAACCAAGCCCAUGCAACAAAAGCACAAGGAUACCUUGUCUCCUUGGCUAAAAGCUUACGUUGAAACCACCUCAACAGUACCUCUACCCCACUUACCAAAAGAGCUUGCUAGCUUUCCCUCGCGAUGGCCCUUCGGACGUGGCGAUCUGUACCACUGGAUACCCCUUCUGAACCGAUUUGACAGCAUUCUUGAACAUUUUUGCGCCACAUACAAACUGAACGAGGGUCCCCAAGCUCGCGAUUUCGAGUGCGAUGUGUUGCUCAACCAGGACAAAGAAUCUACCUUUGGUAGCGAGAAGCAAUGGUCAGCGAAGGAGUUGACAGACUUGGGCUUCUCAUCAGAUGGAGACAGGCAACUAGUGGAAGUAGUGCUGCGCUUCACUCGCAUGCUAUUGGAGCAUUGCGGUAACAGGAGCAUUUAUGCCAGCAGCGCUUAUCUGAAUGAUCUCCUUCACACCACGUCUUUGAGUGUCCUAAUUGUCACACUCGAAGUUGGUUCAGAGUUAGCCCAGCGGUACCAAGCAUCCGUGAAACGCAUAGCAAAUCCUUCGAGACAGAUCAGCACAGCACUGCUUGCCAACCACUACAAUAUUGAUCUCGACAGAGUCCAGCAGCUUGCCCUGCCCUUUGUCAAGACACCGAUCAUUAACCUAUCGGACCCCGUGCCAUCAAACACACCCGGGUCAGCCAAAGGGAAAGACCGUACGCCAGGAGGAAGUUCCAAGACGGCCAACUCUAUGCACGCGAAUGAUCUAGUCGCUCUUGCGGCGUCGGAUGACAAACGGUGGGUUGGUUGGGGCGAUGUUAAGGUGAUCUAUUAUCCCCAGACCGCCCAGCAGGAGUCCGUCAGCGGCGACGGCAGUCGCGCAUCAAUGCCGUCUACGCCAACACCACUUCGUCGCAGCUCCACGAUGACAACUCAGCACCAGACCCCGAAGAGUCGGAGUAACUUGGACGACUCAUCUCCGCUUGGACCUCGGACACCUGGUAACGCUGAAGAUUCGGUCUCGGCUGGAUCCAAAGUCUUUGAACUACCGCAGUCUGUUGUUUCUUCAACUUCUAUCUAUCGGCUGAUGUCAUCCGUUCCUGCAGACCUUCCCUCGGCUGCGAAGUAUGAGAUUUUUCACAGGAUCAGAACCUCCAAAGCCCUUAUGGGUUCCAACGAGUCACGCCAACAGCUAUUGGCUGUCCGCCUCCUGUCUAUUAACAACCUCGCCUAUAUCCAUAACGAAGCAAGCUUCCUGGAAAAGGUGCUUCGUCAAGACGCAGAUGAAACUCGCAGAUUUCAGCUUGUUUAUCAGCUAGCCGAACUCAUUCACCCUACAGCCCACGGAAACGUUGACGUUCCGUUGUGGCUGCAAGCUGUGGCUCUUGCCUUGCUCGAGGCUAUAUCGAACUUCCAAGCCAGGUGCCAGGAUGUCUUGUCUGCUCUGAAUGCAAAUGUCAACCACGGCAUUUUACUUUAUGUUAUCAGAAAAGCGGUUGCUGGAAUGAAGGAGGAUGACGACAGCGACAAAGGCAACCAGGUCACAGAAAUGGACGAAUGGCGCAACAACCUGUUUUCUCUUACGCUUCACCUUUCCAUGUCCACACGAGUGGGAAGCGAGAUGGUGUCAGCAGGACUUAUGGAAAUUCUAGUCGAAAUCUUGAACAUUAGGUCGGCUGUCGCACAACGAAACCAUUCCAUGGUUCUUGCGUUUCUAGACGGCCUGAUCUGGACCUAUCAAAACGCCUUUACUGCCUUCUUCAAUGCUAAAGGUCUCGAUGCAGUAUCUCAAUUGGUUGUUGAUACUGUCCAGGAAGCGCAGACUUUGCACCAAGCAGGACAAGGUAUUUCAAAGAGUCAACAGUCGGGACAAGUGGACUACGAAAUCCCGUACUACCAACAGCAGACACUCAAAUGGCUUCUCAAGUUUGUUCACCACAUCAUGUCAAACUCGUUCAGCUACGGCGGUAACUACGAUCGUUUACUCCGCAAUCUCGUUGAUAAGUCGGAUCUUCUCGGGAAGUUGCGGGACAUCAUCGAAGACAAGAAGACAUUUGGCUCUGUUGUCUGGACGAACUCUGUUACCAUUCUUGGUGAUUUUAUUAACAACGAUCCUACAAAUUUCCCCGCCAUCUCUGAGUCUGGCAUGAUCAAGACCUACUUGGAAGCUGUCACCAACAGACCACUGCCAAGUGAAGUAUUGACUGAGCAGAAAUCAUCAGACAAAGACGAAGAGGACGAAAACAACUCUACAGGAAACACUGUCAGUUCACUUGUUGCAAAUGAUACACGGCCACAUCCUCCUACAGAGCAAGCACUCCGGGAAUCGUCUCGUGGACCAUUGGCAGCAGGGAUCCUGCCCUCAACAGAUGCCAUUACAGUUGUUCCACAGGUCCUAAGCUCCAUAUCUCUCAACAAUGCGGGUAUGAACCUAGUAGUAGCCUCGCAGGCUUUUGACGGCUUCUUGGAAAUAUUUGAGAGUCCUGCACAUGUACGAUGUAUGGAGCUUGAUGGAGAUCUUGCCAACAACGUUGGAGCGAGUUUCGACGAGCUUGCUCGCCACCACCCAGCCUUGCGACCAGCCAUUGCAAACGCUGUAAUUGACAUGGUUGCCCGCGUGCGUUUCCUCGGAAUUGAAAAAGCGAGAAACGAUGGAUGGGGCGCCCGGCUGUUGCUAGUGGACUCCGAGGGCAAGACUGUAACUGUGGAUGAGAACGGAAAUGUGUCAUCACAAGGCGCGUCUUCUGAGAAGACUCAGAGCCAGGACACAUCUGGUGAUGCAGAUGUGAACAUGUCUGAUGCAGUGCCAUCGAAUGAUGCGGACCCUGAGUCCCGCAAGGAUGAAGAGCCAUCUUCGCCAGACCAAUCAAUUACGCCUUACAUCUAUGCCCUGGGAUACUUCUUGAGCGCUUACAUGUCAAACCAGGGACUCAAGAACAGUUUUGUAGAUGCUGGAGGCCUGGAGUUGUUGCUUGACAUCUGCGAGUCCCCAAGUCUGCCCAUCAACUUUGGCGACACCGUUUCCUCAAGGAUUCUCAACCAAGUUAUCUCUCAGAUCGUGGAUGGUUCCCCAGUUCGCGGUCUUCCUUCUAUCAUCAGGCGAGCUCAGUCGGCGAUCGACACCUUGGAACCUCUCUCUGAUAAAACAGACACGUUGCCUCCGUACUUCGCACCUUUCCUUGCCACCGACCUCAAACUGGCGCAGAACGACCAGGAACCUACAGCGGUUAAGAAUGGUACCAAAAUGAUCAAGGCAUUAUUGAAUGCGCAGACCUUUAUCAAAAUAAUAUCUGACUGCUUUUGUACAACAAGGUCCAAUUCUCUGACAUUCUAUCCUGUCAAUGUCUGGGACUACUACCUCAACCUGGUGAACUCAAUUGGACCUCUCCUCCGUGGAGUCCUUACGGAGGAGGCAGGAGAGCUCAACGUCGUUCCCCAACACUGGUCGUUUAAGCGCCAACCAUCCUCGGAGGGAUCACCCACUGCAAUUGAUUCUGAACACGACGUGGGGGACAGUACUUUGUUACCAGAUAUGCUGGGCAGCACAGGGGUGUUCCAACCAAAGGCGUCUCCGGAUGAGACCAAGCUGAGCCGUCCUACAGAGGAGGAGCAAGCCAGUCCUCGCUACCAGAAUUACGAGACGCUCCGGCAUCUAUUGCACCCUAUGAUCCCAACAACUUUCCCUCUUUUCCAAACGCUCGGAAAGUCCUUACUCCCCCGCCGGGAGCGAGACCCUCGUGAUAGUUAUCAACGCCCGCGUCACUUGGAGAUUGCCAGAGCCCUUGCAAAUGCAAUUCUCAGCCAGCUGAGGCCAUCAGUUGCCACUGUGGAACCCACUCACAAGGAUUUCCAUUUCUGGAUCAUCAUGCUACAUACUAUUAGUGAAAUGGUGAUUGAUCAGCCCAAUCACCGAUCAAGCGAUCGUUCAGGCGUAAAUAUCAUCUUGCCCGUCCUCAUCGCUUUUAAAGAAGAAGGCGGAAUGGAUGUUUUGAACUCAAUGCUCAGGAUAUUUGCCGAAGCAGUUCGCAAUGGUCGGGGCGUCGCUGCGGAUGGAGCUUCCGGAUCCAAGGUCGCCGCCUUCGGGCUCAAGAAGGUACUGGAACUGGUUCUAGUAUUGGUUAAUGGCAAGCCACUCACUGACGCCCAACAAUCAUUCGGCCUGCUGCCUCGCUCUGCAGAUAGGUCUUCGCAUCCCACCCAACAGCUUGUGGUAGAGUUCAGAGCCUCCGUUCUUCCUGAAAUUACCAAGCUCUGGGAUUCCGAGUUCGUGGAAAAAGUACCACAUCAAACCGCGACAUGCUUGAUUGACAUCCUCAAGUUGAUCGCCACUGGUGAACACGAACCUUCAACAUCAAGGGGCAGGCCUGUUUUCCAGCUGUUUAAUUACACAGACGUUCGAUUUGAUUGGCGCUCUCAUCGCGGCGCCAUUGAGGAGUUGCGCACUAAAGGAUACGAGACCGACCUAAUUCACGAAGCGAUAUUCCGAGCUAACGGAAGCGUGGCUGCUGCAGAGAUGUAUUGCUCAGCUCAUCGAGCUGGUCUCGCCGGCGCCCGCAACCCGAUUCCACCUAUGGACUCUGACACUUCUGUUUUGCAGGAGACCCCGCAAGAAACCUCAGGCGCCAACGACACAGAAGGCACAAACGCAGCCAGCAGCGCGGAAACAGACCGCAUGUCCCUUGAUGGGCCACCAGAAAUUGCUACUCCAGACCUCGCGGAUAGAUUCCUCGGAGAAGCACUAGGCGAAAUCAUUGAUCCACCUCAAACUACAGAUGAUACUCGCGAAUCCCAAAAUGUGACGAAUGAAACACCAGCGAAUGUUUUGGAAGAACCUCACAAGAAGGAGAAAGAGCCUUCUCGGGCUGCUACACGGGAAGAUGUUGAUAAGUUUAGAGCUGAGCUGCGUGCGAACCUGAUUGACAGGUGUCUUGAUGUUGUUCGUGCUCAUCCUGAAACCGCCAUUGAGGUUUCUGAGCUCAUUCGAAUAACUAUCAAGCAACAACCUAAUGAUAACGACGACGAGGUUGGCCAAACCCUGACUUUGGCACUGUCUUCACUGGCCCAAAACGAGGAGGAUGAAAAGAAACGCAAUGGGAAGUGUAUAGCUGCUUAUGCCCAUCUGCUAGCAUUGCUCUUGCAGGACGAGCGCUUCUUUAUCAACAAUGUGGCGAGCCUUGAGGAUCAUAUUGAUGAGUACAUCGGCUUCUUGAAGGUUUCGUCUUCGACCUCGACUGAGGAGAUGCCACCUUGGAUUCCUUACAUCCUUCUUGUCAUCGAGACACUUCUUCGACAUGACGAGCGCCCUGUUGCCGCACAGUGGAAAGCACCAAAAUCUGAGGAUGAACCUGUUUCAGAACCCGUCAUUCAACUGCAAACUCUAACUAUUGGUGAGAACCAGCGAGCAAAUGUUUUGGAAUUCGUGCUCGAAAUGCUUCCCCGCAUUGGAAAAGAAGAAACCCUCGCUGUUGCUGCGCUCCGAAUUCUAGUCAUCUUAACCCGCAAUCGACGCCUCGCCAAGGUGGUUGGGGACAAGAAGAACCUGCAACGGCUGUUUCUUAUGACAAAACAACUGUCGGGUUCUGGCUCCGAGAGGUUCAAGCAAAGCAAGCUUACUGCUCACAUCAUGACUAUUCUGCGCCACAUUAUCGAAGAUGAAGAGACUAUCAAACAGAUCAUGCGUGCUGAGAUCAAGAUCGGCUACCCCACACUGCACAGAACGCAGCGUGGCCCCCCUGAUGUCCAGAAUUAUUUACGGCAGAUGACACCGAUUGCUCUCCGUGCUCCAGACCUCUUUGUUGAAGUCACGAACGAGAUGCUCCGCUUUACAAGAUGGGCACCAUCUUCGAAUGAUAGCUCUCGGACCCAAUCCCUUGUGUUGAAGGAUGAAUCAACUGAAACGAGCACUGAUAAAGUCAAUGACAACGCGGAGAACGGGACAGAACAAGGCAUCAAACCGUCCACAGAGCUUGUAGAUAAGGAGAUGGUGGAUGCACCAAAGCCACACGAGAGCAAGAGGCCUGUUGUCGAAAAUCCUGAUGGCGUCAUUCACUACCUUCUCUGCGAGUUGCUCAACUAUCGCGAGGUCGAUGAUAGGGAAGUGCCAGUGGCUGAGAAGGACCCCAAGCCCGAUCCUGUGUCUAACCCCGAAGACACUUCUUCCUCUCCCAAAGAUAACAAUGCAAUUGACGCAAAGGACAAGAAGCCAACGAAACCUGUUUUCAAGUCCGAGGAGCACCCUAUAUUUGUCUAUCGCUGCUUCUUACUCAAUUGUCUAGCUGAGCUUUUGCAAAGCUACAACCGAACCAAGAUGGAAUUCAUUAAUUUCAAGCGAAAUGCUCCUUUAACUACAAGCACGCCAAUCAAACCUCGUUCAUCAGUUCUUAACUACCUGAUCUAUGAUUUACUCUGCCAGGGCAACUUGAGUGGAACAGCUGACAGCAUCGCCGGUAAGAAGAAAGCCGCAACUUCGGCACAGACUCAGAAGGUCUUGGUUGCACUCGUCUCCAAGACAACUGAGAAGGCAAUUGACCGCGGAAAAGACAAGUUUGCAUAUGAGGACGAACCAGACCUCUUGUUUGCACGCAAAUUUGUUCUCGAUACCAUGCUCAAGGCUUACGAAAGAGCACCCUUGUCUGAUGAACCCUUGGAAACAAGAUACUCGCGCAUGCAGUGUCUGGCCGAGCUUAUGAACCACAUGGUUGGCGAGAAGGAUAAGGACCAUGCAGGUCCUGGGCGAGCUGAUAACGUGCUGGCUCGAUCACAUGCCCAGCUACGGAGAUUAAUGUAUGAGAAGGGCUAUCUCGAAAAACUGACAUCAUCCAUCGCCGAAAUCAACCUCAAUUACCCAGGCGUCAAACGUGCCAUCAAGUACAUCCUACGCGUGCUACGGGUCCUUACCGAGACGGCUAAAGAGCUGAGUCAUUCAAAUAUCCUCCUGCCUACAGAUUCUUUGUCCGACACGGCCGAUGACGAUCUCGGUUCAACCUCCUCACUCUCUGACCUCGACGACCGCGAAGAGACUCCCGAUCUGUAUCGUAACUCUGCACUUGGAAUGCUGGAGCCUCGUGGUGAAGACGAUGAGUCUGAUGACGACCAAGAGGACGACGACGACGAGGAUAUGUAUGGGGAUGAUUAUGACGACGAGAUGGAAUACGGAGAUGAUGACAUCUCGGAUGAAGAAAAUAUCAGUGAUGACGAUGAAGAACUCGGUGACAUGGGCCAAAUCGAAGGCCUCCACGGCGAACCAGGCGUCGUUGAAGUUAUAAUGGACGAAGACGAUGACGAAGACGACAGUGAUGAAGAAAUCGACGACGAUGACGAAGUGGGGUCGGCGGAUAUGGAGGAUGUGGAAGAUCAGGUGGAAAUCGUUGACGAAGACGGAAAUCCUCUUGAUGACGAUGGCAACUCGGAUUGGGAGAGCGCCAGCCACGACGAUGACGAUGAAGACCAGGAGGAGGACGACCUGGAAUAUGAUGGACAUGUUCACGAAGAGCAUAUGCACAUGCCAGGAGAUAUUCUCGACGGCAUGGCUCGUGCCAUUAUGGGAGACGGCGACAUUUACGAUCCUGAUAUGAUGGUGGAAGAUCACUAUCUCGACGAGGGCCAUGAUGAGGAUGAGGACGAGGACGAGGAGGACGAGAUGGAAGAUGACGAAUAUUUUUACGACGAUGAAUAUGCUAUGGACGAUCAACCUCAGCCAAUGCCAGCUCUCGGCUGGGACGGCCUCGCAGGCGAGGAUGAUGAACGGCGACAAAUGUUCAUGAUGGAUAAUAGUCAUCACCGUCGGCGCCUUAUUGCUUCACGAAGUGACAAUCGCGGUGCUUUCCCGCCAAGCUUCAUAGUUGGUAACCGUGAAAUGGCCGGGGACUUCCGCAACUUCUUUUCACGCAACCAACAGAACAGGCCUCAAAAUAAUGCUGAUGAUGGCACUAACCCACUUCUGAGACGUGGUGAUCAGAACCGGGAUAACCCCCAGCGCCCCGGACCUCACCAAUCCUUCGGCUUGCGAGUUCCCGAAGCCAUUUUCGGUCCAGGUGGUCGAAACCCAGAUGGACCCAUGGGUUUCUUGAGUGAGAUAAUGGAGUUCCUUCCAAUUAUGGGACGAAAUGGACAGCAUGCGUUCCACCUCCAAAUCACUGGUCCAACCGGCCAUCGCGAGUCUAGAGAACUUGGUGCUAUUCGGACCUCUCGCACUGAUCAAAGACGUGAGGGUCUAGGCCAGGAUCCAUCCCAAGCUGUUUCUUUUGUCAUCGAGGGCACAAUGGACCGCUACCAAGAAGAAGCCAGGAUGAUCUUCGGCGCGAACGCUACGGCAGAAGCAUCUAAACUUGGGAAUAUCAUUAUGGCCAAACUAACGCCUGCCGCGAUGGAAUUGGAGAGGAAGUUAAAGGCCGAAGAGGCAGAACAACAAAAGCGUGAAGAAGAGGAACGGAGGAAGCGCGAAGAGGAGCAACGCCUAGCGCGCGAGGCAAGGGAAGUCGAAGAGAAGGCGGAGAGAGAGAAGCAAGAGGCCGAAGCGCGUGAGGCCGCCGAACGCGCAGCGUCUGAAGCUGCCGCUGUGAGCCAAGACGCUCCCGCCCAGGCUGAAGGCGCUGGGGGCGCAAUGGAAGGCGUUGAGCCAACUGAACAAAGGGACGCAGAUCGUCCUGACCCUGCCACGCAGAGCGAUGGUCCUCGUGUUAUGACCACGAUUAGAGGCGAAGAAGUCGACGUCACUGAACUAGGUAUCGAUCCUGAUUACAUCGCAGCUUUGCCUGAGGAGUUCCGUGAGGAGGUCAUCGCUCAGGCAAUCAGCACGCGCAGAUCCGAGGCCCGGGAGGAGACAAAUGGAAAUUCGACCGAAGCCUUCCAGGAGUUUCUGGAUGCCCUUCCCGAAGAGUUACGCAUGGAGAUUGCUCAGCAGGAGCGUCAGGAGCAGCGUCGCCGUGCCCGCGAAGAAAGCAACCGUCAAGCCUCUGCAGGUGCUGGUCAAGCCGUCGUUCCAGAAAUGGACACUGCCAGUAUCCUUCUGACAUUCCCUCCCGAGCUUAGACAGCAGGUUCUGAUGGAUCAAGGUGAAGAACUGAUGGAUCAACUUACUCCAGCGAUGGCAGCGGAGGCCCGAGCUUUAGCCCAGCAGCAUAAUGUCCAUCCGGCCGUUGUUGGCCGCAGCCCUCCUGUUGUUAACUCAGCUCGCCAGACUGGACCGCCAGUACCUCCUGAAGGGACAAAGGUACAGCGUCGCACAGUUGUUCAGAUGCUCGAUAAGGCUGGGGUCGCCACGCUGCUGCGUUUGAUGUUUAUUACCCAGCAGGGUUCAAUUCGAAACCAUCUGUUCAACGUCUUCGCUGAUGUAUGCGAGAACAAGCAGACCCGCCUCGAGGUGAUCAGCACCCUCCUCCAGAUUUUGCAAGAUGGCAGCACAGAUAUGGGUGCUGUAGAGCGCAGCUUCGGUCAACUGUCUCUAAAAGCACGAAGACCUAAGGACAAGGGUCAGGAGUCUGAGCAGAAGACCCCUCAGCCUCUCAAGAGAAGUCUGACUGGUCUAUCUGUCGGCAAUACUACGCAGACAAACUCAGAAACCUCGCCUCUUCUGAUUGUCCAGCAGUGUCUGGAUCUGUUGGUGGAGCUAUCUGCUAAGAAUCCUCAUAUUCAAUGGCUUUUUCUGACAGAGCACGAAGCCGUCGGCUCUAAUUUGAAGCGAUCCUUGAGCCGCAAAGGCAAGGGUAAGGACUCGAAGUCACACAAGUACGCCAUCAACUCGUUGCUAUCGCUACUCGACCGCGAUUUAGUUAUGGAAAGCUCUGUUGUCAUGACUCAUUUGGCUGAUCUUCUAAACCGAGUGACGCUACCUCUCCAAAACUUGGAGCGGCGGCGAAAGGAGGCUGAGGAUGAACUGGAAGCCAUUGAUACCAAGUCAGAAGAGCCUGUUACAGCAGCAAAUACCGCUGGACAGCCCUCAGGUACAGAGACAACGGAGACAAGCACUGCUGACGAACUCAACACUGCCAAAGAGGAGGGCAAAGAGAAUAUCCCUACCGGUGACGCUGAAAAGAGACAAGCGAAGAGAGACUCGAUCCAAAAGAAACUCCGACAGCUUCAGCCGCCUGUGGUUCCUGCCCAGAACUUGACCUUGGCCGUGAGAAUUUUUGUAGCUCGAGAGUGCAGCUCCAAGACCUUCCAGAACACUAUCUCAACAAUCAAAAACCUUUCAGCCAUCCCAGGGGCCAAGGCAACGUUCGGACAGGAGCUCGUUCACCAGGCUAGGCUCUUGAGUGAGAAUAUCGUGGCUGAUCUGGAUGACCUUUUGCCCCAUAUCGAAAAGGCAUCUUCAGGCACUGAGAUUCAAGGCGUUGCUCUUGCCAAGUUCUCACCAGGGGCAUCCGAGCAAAACAAGCUUCUGCGCGUUUUGACCGCUUUGGAUCACCUCUUUGACACCAAGAAGAAAGCCGACGAAGCCGAGUCCAACAAGAACAAGGACGAGAGACACGAUCUGGUCACAUCGCUUUACCACAACUCGACAUUUUCUGCGAUGUGGGAUAAGCUGAGCGCUUGUCUUCUUGCUAUUCGUCAACGUGAAAAUAUGCUCAACGUGGCGACAAUUUUAUUGCCAUUGAUUGAGUCUCUAAUGGUGGUUUGCAAGAACACCACUACGAACGACGACCCCCAGCAAAAAGAUAUGGUCCUGUCAAGCCCACCACCCGAGUCUCGUACGGCUAGUCUCUUCUUUAGCUUUACCGAGGACCACCGCCGCAUUCUCAAUGAGCUUGUUAGGAGUAAUCCCAAGCUCAUGUCAGGUACAUUCGCCUUGCUCGUCAAGAACCCCAAGGUACUGGAGUUUGAUAACAAGCGCAACUACUUCAACCGUAGUGUUCACUCACGAUCCGGUAACAGCCAGAGCCGGCCAGCAUAUCCCGCCUUACAACUGUCUGUCCGCCGUGAGCAUGUUUUCCAUGACUCUUUCAAGCACUUGUACUUCAAAUCAGGCGAUGAGAUGAAGUUCGGCAAGCUCAACAUCCGAUUCCAUGGAGAGGAAGGUGUCGAUGCUGGUGGUGUCACUCGCGAGUGGUUCCAGGUACUGUCACGACAAAUGUUUGACCCUAAUUACGUGCUUUUCACGCCUGUGUCCUCAGAUCGAACCACCUUCCACCCGAACAAACUUAGCGGUAUCAACGAUGAGCAUUUGUUGUUCUUCAAGUUCAUCGGCCGCAUUAUCGGAAAGGCAUUGUAUGAAGGUCGCGUCCUUGACUGCUACUUUAGCCGUGCUCUGUAUAAGCGAAUCCUGGGCAAAUCUGUUUCAGUCAAGGAUAUGGAGUCCUUCGACCCUGACUAUUACAAGUCUCUGUGCUGGAUGCUGAACAACGACAUCACAGACAUCAUCACCGAGACCUUCUCAGUUGAGGAUGAUGAAUUUGGUGUUACCAACGUUGUAGACCUUAUCCCUAACGGCCGAGAAAUUGCAGUCACUGAAGAGAACAAGCACGACUAUGUUCGUUUGGUGGUUGAGCACAAGCUAUUAUCCUCGGUCAAGGAGCAAAUGGCGCAUUUCCUUCAAGGCUUCCACGACAUUAUCCCAGCGGAAUUGAUCUCUAUCUUCAACGAGCAAGAGCUAGAGCUCUUGAUUUCCGGUCUGCCAGAUAUUGAUAUUGAUGAUUGGAAGAGUAACACUGAGUAUCACAACUAUACUCCAUCAUCACAGCAAAUCCAGUGGUUCUGGCGAGCUCUAAGAUCCUUCGACAAGGAAGAACGUGCGAAAAUGCUGCAAUUCGUCACUGGAACCAGCAAGGUUCCCCUCAACGGCUUCAAGGAGCUUGAGGGUAUGAACGGUGUUAACCGAUUCAACAUCCAUCGCGACUAUGGCAACAAAAACCGACUACCCUCUUCGCACACCUGUUUCAAUCAACUUGACCUUCCUGAAUAUGAGAGCUACGAUCACCUGCGCUCUCAAGUUAUGAAGGCCAUCACAGCAGGAAGCGAAUACUUCGGCUUCGCGUAA